Molecule: messenger RNA, 2435 nt
Organism: Dunckerocampus dactyliophorus (ringed pipefish)
Lineage: Eukaryota; Metazoa; Chordata; Actinopteri; Syngnathiformes; Syngnathidae
Gene: cd2ap
Product: CD2-associated protein
Exons: 19
Coding region: 277-2190 (637 amino acids)
Molecular function (GO): protein binding
Source: RefSeq, a predicted model, not a curated record
UGUUUUGUAGUUUUUUGGUGGCAGCCGGUAGCCACUAGCGAGCAACCCAAGAAAGGUGGAGACUCCUGCCCAACUUCCUGCACAAUACUCUUGAAGCGCCGCCAGGAGAGAAGAAGGACGAAUGGAUCUACGGCUCACUUGACCGUUCUCUUUUUUUUCCUGACUAAAAUCGCCUUGUCGUCGUUAAUCUGCCAUCCGCCAUAUCUACCUGGCGUGUAGCUAGCUAACUGGAUCAACCAUUGGCGACGUUUGAUUAGCAAAGGACGGACGAAAGGAAUGGAGGUUUUGGUGGAGUACGACUAUGACGCGCUCCAUGAAGAUGAGCUGACCUUGCGACAGGGUGAUAUCAUAAAGAACGUGUGCUGCAUACAGGAGGAUGGCUGGAUGGAAGGAGAUCUCAACGGUAAAAGAGGACUCUUUCCUGACAACUUUGUAAAGGAAGUAAAGAAGGAGGCCAAGGAAACAAAACAUGAACACAAAGAGGAAUCUUCUCAGCCUGUGAAGAGGGAGAAAUCUGCAGGGACGGUGGCCAACCUGGUUCAGAGGAUGAGCACCAUCGGCAUCCCUACUGGGGGCUUCCAGCCGCGACCCGCAGCGCCCAUAAAGAAGCCGAAGAAGAGACAGUGCAAAGUGUUGUUUGAAUAUCAGCCGCAGAACGAAGAUGAGCUGGAGCUGAAAGUCGGGGACAUCGUCGAGAUCACCGAAGAGGUUGAAGAGGGCUGGUGGAGCGGAGUCCUAAACGGCAAGUCAGGGCUUUUCCCGUCCAACUUUGUCAAAGAAGUGGAUGUCACGAAAGACGAUGGAGACUCAAACGACACCACACCGGAUGAGGCUGACGGAAAUGGUGUAGAAACGACCCAAUCGUCGCCUCAAUCCGCUUUAGGCAACGGCGCUAUUGUCCAGCCCAAGAAAGUCCAACGUAUCGGUUAUGGAAAUAUUUUCAAAGAAGGGUCAGUAAAAUCAAGGAUCCGAAUUCCCAACUUGGAAACAGAGGAGAAAAAGGACAACCCAACCCCUUCAUUCCCAUCAGUCGCAAAGCCCGCCUUUCCCAACAUGACAGACUUGCAGCGGGGGGACGGAGAGAGCAACGCCAAAGCUAAAGAGCUCUGUAAAGCCACCUUUGCUUUUGAGUCCACAAAUGAGGAUGAGCUGACCUUGCACGAGGAUGACAUCAUCACUAUUAUAAGCAAGGACACAGGAGAGCCUGGGUGGUGGCGAGGGGAGAUCGGCAGCAGAGAAGGCGUCUUUCCUGACAAUUUUGUCGUCAUGCUAUCGGAGUCAGAGAAAGAGGCUCACAUUGGGAGAGGGUCACGUAAAUCCUCACUGAAGCAAGACUCCGAAGAGAAACCCAAGAAGCCUCCUCCACCAUCAAAAACCAUAGCUCUCAAACCAGAGGUUCCCAGUGCGGACAAGAAGCCGCAUCUCAGGCCUGAGGACAAAGUUGACAAGCCUCUGCCAGAUCCAAAACCAUCCAAGCCUGUGGCGCCACUCCCGCCCAAAAAGCCAGUGCCCCUUCCAGGCAAAGGCAAGCAGGCAAACCUCCCACCAAAGAGGCCGGACAAACCUCUCACUCCAUCGCCAAAUCAGAAACACAAUGGUGAGGUGCCUUCAUCUCGUCCAAAGCCAGACUUGGAGCUAUCGCUUCCCCCAAAACCCAAAUCCUCCGGGGACACAGGAGACAAAGACUCAAAUCUAAUGAGUUUUGAUGAGGUGUCAUCGAGCUCGGAAAAGCUCUCUCACCCCACCGUUAACAGACCAAAGAUUACCGGCCGGAGGUUACCUGCCCAAUUUGGCGGAGGACAGUCGCCCAACAAGGAUGUUGUUGUGGAGAAAUCCUUUAAGAUGGACGAGGAAGACUCCGCCAAACUAAAGCCUGCAGAAUCCAGGAAGUCUUCCGCACACCUGUCCCCUUCGCCGUCAUUCCACAAGCUCAGCGUUGACUCCAAACCCGGCCCAGGAGCCUUGACCUUAAGUUCAGACAGCGGUGCUCCGGCAAGAGAGGAUCCAAAAUCCCAGAUGGAAGAUCUUCGGAGUCAGAUGAAGGACCUGCUGUUGUCGGUGGAGCUGUUCAAGGCUCAGCAAAUGAAAGAGAUCGCAGAGCUGCGUGGAGAGCUGGAUGAGGAAAAGCUAAAGCGUCUGGCUCUGCAGAUGGAGCUAGAUAAAUUAAAGAUGGCAGUCCACUCGACGUGAAUAUGAGCUCAAGGUGGAUGCCUCAAGGUCAGCUGCCGGCCUGGCGACCAACCAGUGCGCCGGUUUGAAGGUCGCGGGAUGCCCAGCGGACAGUUGAAUGGACAGAGGGUGCAAUCAUUUUCACAUCUCCAAAAUUAAAAACUCCCCGUCUUUGUAAGAGUAACAUUUUUGCACAUAUAUAUUUUUCUUUCAAGUUUGAUGUAAUUAAAUUACAGAUGUAUAUGAUUUUUUUUUUUUUUUUUUGC